AUGAAGAAAACCCUACGCGACUUCGCCCAUAUAUACAUGUUUUUAGCCGCUGAGAAAGAGUCGAGAGUGUCAAGAGUGUGCGCCGUGAGAAGAAGAGUUCAGAGGAAGAAGGAAGCCCUAGGAGAUCGUCCAAGAAGAAGGAGGCGCCGCUCAACUCCACAAUCGAUAGGUCCUUGUGGAUUCGAUCCCAUACUAUACUUACCUCGUUGCUGUGCACUUGCAGUUGCUGAGGGUCGUAUACUGUCUUCAGAUCCUGAGGAUUUCAUCAAUGACAUUCCAUUAGGGCCUAACUCUGUGAAGGUGCUGGUAGAAACUGCAAUCAUGACGGAGGCUUUUCUGUGGAGACCUGCACCUGACAUGUUUACAGUUGCACAAGCGGUUGGAGAAAUUAUUGCUUGGCCUCAAUGUUCUGCUCUACUCAUAGACAAUGGCGUCGAAUCAGAAGACAUUGCUCUGAAGAGCCCCAACGCCAGUUCUGUAAACCUCUGCAAGCUAAUGGAUUGGUCAACAAAUGAUGAAGAGUUCGUGGCUGAGGGCAGAUGGCAGUCUACUGAUCCUAAAGCGACAGUUAAUGGACUGCCUCUUGGUCCAAAUGCGGUUAAGGUAUUUGUGGAUGUCGUCCACUAUCCUGACACAUUUCUAUGGAGGCCAACAGCAGAACUUUCAAACAUGGAGGACUCUCUCAAAUCGUUCGUAGCAUGGCCAGUUAACAGGGUUGAUUUCGGUGGGGAAAUGCCAAAGACACCAGUAAUAUCAUCUCCGACGAUGUUUACUGCAGUAACUCCACCAGCUCCGGCAAAGAAUCCGCAGCAGACUCCUACAUGUUCUCCUGAUGAUCAGGUAUCUCAUUUAAUACUAACUAGAUUUACCUAA
Messenger RNA from Microthlaspi erraticum, 873 nucleotides. The record is from the annotation of a GenBank genome assembly. NCBI's taxonomy places the organism in Eukaryota, Viridiplantae, Streptophyta, Magnoliopsida, Brassicales, Brassicaceae.